Molecule: messenger RNA, 1416 nt
Organism: Tripterygium wilfordii
Lineage: Eukaryota; Viridiplantae; Streptophyta; Magnoliopsida; Celastrales; Celastraceae
Product: peroxisome biogenesis protein 2-like
Exons: 8
Coding region: 175-1197 (340 amino acids)
Biological process (GO): protein import into peroxisome matrix
Cellular component (GO): peroxisomal membrane
Molecular function (GO): zinc ion binding
Source: RefSeq, a predicted model, not a curated record
CUAAUAUUCCCUUCUCUUGCCAUUCCAAGCGUAUUUCUUUAAUUCUUUUCACUGUGAAGAGAGUGAUUUGAGAAACGCUACCGUUUUUAACUUUCAUCUGGGGAAGAAUACGAUUAAGACGAAGCAGAAGAAACCCUAGCACCAACCAUCGUCAACCAAGGCCAGUCGCUUCGAAUGGGUAGUGGUGGAACCAAUCUUCCAUCACCACCGCCAGAAGAUGCAUGGGUUCAAUCUUACCAAAAACUGCUUCCCGAGUGGCAGUCCCUUACUCUCUCUCGCCAGGCAGCAAUACCAAUUUCCAUAUCUAGGGUUAAUCAAUUUGAUGCUGCAAGAUUGGAUAUUGAAAUGUCAGCCAUGUUGAAGGAACAAUUGGUUAAGGUCUUCUCUUUGAUGAAGCCAGGAAUCCUAUUCCAAUUGGAACCAGAACUUGAUGCUUUCCUUGAGUUUCUUAUUUGGCGGUUCUCAAUCUGGGUAGAUAAGCCCACUCCUGGAAAUGCCCUCAUGAACCUGAGAUAUAGAGAUGAACGUGCUCUGGAAAUUACUGGGAAAGUCAGAACAGGGUUGGAAGGACCUGGGCUAAACGUCGCUCAGAAAAUUUGGUAUUGUGUUGCUUCUGUUGGUGGUCAAUACAUAUGGGCUCGUUUACAGUCCUUUUCCGCUUUCCGUAGGUGGGGUGAUUCUGAGCAGAGGCCCUUGGCACGACGAGCUUGGGUGUUGAUUCAACGUAUAGAAGGACUUUAUAAAGCUGCCUCAUUUUGCAACCUACUCAUAUUUCUUUAUACAGGAAGGUAUAGAAACCUUAUUGAAAGAGUUCUAAAAGCAAGGCUUGUUUAUGGGAGCCCUCAUAUGAAUCGAGCUGUUAGCUUUGAGUACAUGAAUCGGCAGUUAGUGUGGAACGAAUUUUCAGAAAUGUUGUUGCUUCUUCUUCCACUUCUUAAUUCGUCUUCUGUUAAGAAUCUUCUGCACCCAUUUUCAAAGGACAAAUCGUCAAAAUCUGCAGAGGAUGAUAGUGCUUGCCCAAUUUGUCGCGUAACUCCAACAAUUCCAUUUCUUGCCCUUCCUUGUCAGCACAGGUAUUGUUAUUACUGCCUUAGGACUCGUUGCGCUGCAACUCCCUCAUUCCGGUGUUCCAGAUGCAGUGAGCUUGUGGUAGCCAUGCAGCGGCAUGGUGGCUUAGGCAGUCAUACUGAUCAAUAACUUGAAUAGGUAAGUAGGUGGAUUAAAAGGUUAUGUGACCUUAAAAGCAUUGUAUAAAUAUAUGCCUGAAUACGGCAUACUGUAUAAUUGAGUAAUUUUUCAUUUUUGUGCUAUAACAUUCUUUUCCCUGUUCGAGCAGGGGUUGCCAGUCAUUGUUCUCCUUAGUUCAUUACUUCUUUACACUUUCUACCGCUUAUAUUUCAUCUCUUUUUUAUUAAA